Exophiala oligosperma is the source of this 3915-nucleotide messenger RNA. RefSeq lists its product as uncharacterized. Gene Ontology annotation, molecular function: sequence-specific DNA binding; zinc ion binding; DNA-binding transcription factor activity, RNA polymerase II-specific. The transcript is spliced from 7 exons. The record is from RefSeq and is a predicted model, not a curated record. NCBI's taxonomy places the organism in Eukaryota, Fungi, Ascomycota, Eurotiomycetes, Chaetothyriales, Herpotrichiellaceae. Bases 1 to 2208 code for a protein of 735 amino acids. Gene Ontology annotation, biological process: DNA-templated transcription; positive regulation of transcription by RNA polymerase II.
AUGGCCAGUCUGCGCGCACCGAAGCGCCCCCGGCUUGGAGACAGGACUGCACUAGCAUGCACAGAGUGUAAACAGAGAAAGCUGAAGUGCGACGGACAGUCCCCGACGUGCCAGCAUUGCCUCAAAACUGGGCGUGAUUGUUUGGUCGAAGACCCAGCAACUGGUCUUCAGCGGCCACGGGACUAUCUGCAGUCGUUAGAAUCACGAGUCGCACUGCUGGAAAGCCUUCUCCGUGAAACUCGACCCGAUGUCGCCAUUGACCAUUUCAACACGGUUAGUCAUUCGAGACUGGGAGAGGUACCUAAUCAAGGGGCUAUAAGCGAACCGCCUCCACAGAUCGACCACGGAUCUUCACAUCAGCCGAUCGACUUCUCCGCCAAUACGCAAGCACCAGUAUCACCCGGGAUCAGCAAUUUUCACCACGAUGACGACGAUGGGGAUGACCUGGCUUCCAAUGUAGCCUUACUCGCACUCAGCGCCUCUGGCCGAGAACCGCACUACUUUGGCCCAUCCUCUGCCUUAUCAUUCUCCCGGAUUGCUUCGUCCGCAUUAAAGACUCAUAAGCGACAUGGCGGUUCUCAACCAAGUACCUACAGUGAUGCAGUAAACCAUGUCCCAGCGCAAAAGUACCAGAAAGUGGUAUUUCCCACUCCAAAUAUCGGCCACACUCUUUCGGCGGCGUACUUUAAUCACGUUCAUCCACAGUAUCCUUUCUUGCAUCGACCUACUCUUGACAAGUGGGAAGAAAAUUGUCUACAGGCACAACAAGCGGGCACUGUUGAUUCUGUCAAAGAGAUCCCCUUGUUUUUCGUUCUUAUGGUUUAUGCGAUUGGGUCGCUUAUCAUCAAAAACGGAGAUCGUAGUGAUGACGCAGAGGCUUAUUAUGCUGCUGCUCUCAACUACGUUGACUUUAUCAUGGACAUGGACAGCAUGGAGUCUAUUCAAGCCGUCUUAGCGUGCGCGGUAUACUCCAUCCGUUCCCCUGUCGGUGCCUCGAUCUGGAAAUUGUCGGGCAUGGCGAUCCGUCAUUGCAUCGAGCUCGGCUAUCAUCGGAGUGUCGAAAGGUUCCGGCCCAAUGCUGACCCCCUUACACGUGAAAUGUCGAAAAGAAUUUUCUGGGUGGCAUAUGAUAUCGACCGCGCAGCUGCCUUGACCCUCGGCCGUCCCUUUGGGAUUUCUGAUCAGAUGAUCGACGUGGAGCUCCCUCUGGACAUUGAUGACAGUGGCAUUACCACUACUGGUAUCCCAGGGCCUGUCCGUCAAGACUCACAUGCACCUCCUACGCAAAUGACCGGAGCUCUCCACAUCAUCAAGCUUCGACAGCUUUGGUCGAGGAUCAGUGAUUCCAUAUAUUCUGCUGUCUCUGUUCAGUCCUCUGAUGGCAGCAGUACAUGUGCCGCCAUCUCAGCACAUGUCCCUGCAUUGCGGCAGGCUCUUGAAGAAUGGUUUGCUGAUACGCCUUACCAGCCUCAACACCCUGAUACUGGGCCAGUCUCGGUCUUCACGUCAAAAGAUUGGUUUCGACUUGCCUACGAUCACAGCAUCAUCCUACUCUAUCGUCAUUGCCUCACUUGUGAAUACCAUCGACAACCCAACGCGUCAUCUAUUGGACCACAGUGCAGUAAAGCUCAAGUUGAUGCUGCAUUUCAAGAGUGUGCCUCGAGCGCUAGACAAAUCUGUGUCCUAUACCGCCGGACGUAUCAACGUUCACCGAUCCGCUAUACCUGGGGCUCCUUGCACAUUCUUUUCCUGGCAGGUCUCACGUACCUGCAUUGCCUAUGGAGUAGCGAGACGGUAAGAAAAAGUAUUCCCAAGCUCGAUGUUAUCAAUACCUGCACAUCGUGCAACAUGGUUCUCGUCAUCAUUGCAGAAAGAUGGAGUGUUGCCGCGUCUUAUAGAGAUCUUUUUGAAAAGCUCUCAGAACGCACCAUCAACAUGGUGUUUGGCGGACCAGGAGGCAACGGAAACAAUAUGAAUGCGCCUCCCUCAUCAUUGACAAACGCUGGUCUCGCACUGGAAUCCAGCCACGACGAUAACCUGAUGUCUCAACCUAUUUUUGACGACUUACAUCUGGAAGAUUGGCUCGUCAAUUUAGAGGAUAUCAACGUCCCCGACGAAUCCGAAUGGCUCGUGCAAGGUCUGAUCCGAGGUUUCGGAGGCCAACAGGACGACAAUAUGACUGGAAAUCUAGAAGGGCCAAUGUUUUGAAUCCUAUGUGAGGCGAUGCGCUUCGUGGAUAUUAUUCAAAAUUCACGCUACUGCGACGUUACAGCUCAGACCUCAUUAUCCAGAACUAUUUCUUGCAGACCAAGAGUACUCGCACAUUUCUCCAAACUUUGUCGCUGCAGUUCCGCAUAGAUGUAUUGUGAGUCAGCGAUCUGACAACCAAGCGCAGCCUCAAGUCCCUGCCGAUCUUCGAAUGGCUCAAAGCCGCAACUAUUCUCCUCGGACGAACUAUAAAGAUUGGAGCGGAAGAUUCCUGCAGCGGAGAAAGGCAGAAAAUCUUCAUAUGUUAUUGGCACCGUCCGGACAAUGCCUCCUUCGACCAGCUUUGACAAUGGGACCCUUGAGCUUGAACCUGAGAAAGCCCCUUCACGGGCCUUAGAAGUACAGCGACAUUCGAAGAAGACUAGACCUCGUCUCAACAUGGUCUCCCAGUGAUCUGGGAAUCUGUCAAAAAUUUGAUUGAAUGAGUCUUCCGCAUCAGUCUCGGCCGACGUCAAUGCUUCGAGUGCUUCGGUCAACAGACUGUUGUACAAUUUCCGGCCUUUCGUUGUCAAGGCAGCUCCACGUUCCUCGAUCUCCCCAAAUCGCGCCUUGUGAGAUCCUGGCUCGAGAUUGGUUGAUCCCCUGACGUGGAAACUGGUCUGCUCACGCAGGGCAAGGAAGCUCGUCUGUCGCAGCAGGAUUGGAGAUUUCCGAGCAGGUGGGCCUUCUAUCCUUGAUUUGAUAGCCAGUCCUUCUGCCUUCAUCUGUGUCUCGGCCCUGUCGAUGUCGAGUGUGCGUGGUGUCAAAUGGUUGAUGUGUGCACUGUUGAAGCAAGUGAUGUCUGCCAGAAUGGGAUGCUCAGCUCCCAGUUUUUGGUAAUCAUCCAAUGUCGCCGCUGCUACCGAGUGCCAUUUGAAGGUUUUCAUGGCUUCGAGGAUGAAAUUCUCUGCUUGAUGAGGAUAGAAGCCACCUUGGUCUUCUCCGACUCCAAUCAACUUUGUGAGCUCGUCGCUGAAAAUGUUACGGCGAAUGAGAAGGCUCAAUGCCAGUUCUCGUGGUUCUGGCCUCAGCAAUUCGGGUCGAAGAAGCGUGGUGAAGACGCGGAAUGGGUUUUUGCUUAAUGCUUCCGGGUCCACUGGACGGAAUGCCGUUGCGUGCAUUGGCAAUCCCGCCACGGACAAGUCGUAAUAGUCGACAGGAUGCAGGCCGAUCAAGGCGAAGAUUCUACGGAUCGUUCGGAGUUCGUAUGGUGUCCCCAGACGGAUGGCUCCGUGUCUUUCUAGGUCAAGUCUCUCCUCCAAGGGUGUUUCUGCCUUGCAAGCUUGAUUGACGUCCUUGACUAUUCUGACCAAGUCACCAUAGAGAGGAACCUCUGCCUUGUACAUUGCCGACAUGGCCAGGGCAAACGUGUUGCGAAGAUCAUCUUUGUCUACCAGAUGUUGAACGUUGAUAUCAUCGGCAGUAGUGGGAGGGGAUGCAUGUACGACUGUGGACAUCAUGCUGUAUUGCAUCCGGUCAAUUCGAUUUGUUGUUGGAUGGUUGCUUCGGAGCUUGUAAAGCGUACAAGAAACAACAAAACCCGUGGUUACGACCGCCAGCAGAAAUUCGGUGAGUCGUUGAUUACAAUCAGUGGAAUACUUUGGUAUAGAUUCUACAGGGCAAAGUAGUACCUAGACAACAUCUAUACGUACCUACUGUGUAUUUCAG